ACGUUUGCUUCUUGCGCUUGGACUUUGACACCUUCAAUAUCAUGGGUCCAGCGGGCACCAUGGAGACGACAGGGGGCACUUGUGACGACACCAUGACCGUCACGGCUCCCGGUGCCAAUCUUCCCUCUAUUUGUGGGUCCAACACCGGUCAACACAUGUACAUCGAUAUUGGGAAGACCGCCAUGAACACGGCCAUGAUUAACUUCAUGUUCAUGGCCCCAGCCAUGGGAGCCACCAUGGGAAUGACGAGCAUGAGAACGUGGGACAUUAAAGUCACCCAAUUUAAGUUCUCCGAUCCCGGCAAUCCCCCUCCCGGUUGUCUUCAGUACCAUAGUGGAAUGGCCGGCCGAAUCAGGACCUUCAAUUACGAUGCCAUGGCUUCCACUCAUAUUGCCAGCCAAAACUACCAAGUGUGCAUUCGUCAAGAGCCUGGAUACUCUUGUAUUCAGUACACCGUUUGUGCUGAUAUGACGGGAUUUACCUUGGAUGUUGCAACAAUAGCCGGGGCGGCGGUGGACACAGGUUGCACGUCGGAUUUUAUCGAAAUUUCAGGAUCGUCGGCUUUAUGUAACCAAGGCACAUUGACCUCACGUUAUUGUGGAACCAAUUUAAAUACCGCUGCCAUGGCGAUGGCCGAUACCUCCAUUUGCGAUUGCACGGCUCCAUUCCGCGUGGGGAUUUUCACAGACAAAAUGGCUGACACGGGUGUUGCUGCGAUGCCAGCUAGCAAAGGCCUGUGCUUGGAAUACAAGCAACUGCCAUGAAUUGAACCGGUUCAAUGCUCUAUAUGACAUUCUCAAUCAAGAUGAUAAUAAAACACUUUUUAUGUGG
Tigriopus californicus is the source of this 831-nucleotide messenger RNA. RefSeq lists its product as uncharacterized. NCBI's taxonomy places the organism in Eukaryota, Metazoa, Arthropoda, Copepoda, Harpacticoida, Harpacticidae. The record is from RefSeq and is a predicted model, not a curated record.